CGUAAAGCAGCGCGGCGGCGCGGGUCGCCCUCGGACGUUCUCGGUCCGUCAGUCAUGGCGGGUCCCGUGCGGGGCGCUGGGUCCCGGGGCCUGGACCUGAUCCGGGCUUUGCCUCGUGUGAGCCUGGCCAACCUAAAGCCCAAUCCCGGCUCCAGGAAGCCGGCGCACCGGCCCAGAGGUCGGAGAAGAGGUAGAAAAUGUGGCAGGGGCCAUAAAGGAGAGCGGCAGAGGGGAACUCGGCCCCGGCUGGGCUUUGAGGGAGGCCAGACUCCGUUUUACAUCCGAAUCCCAAAGUACGGGUUUAAUGAAGGACACAGCUUCAGACGCCAGUAUCAGCCUCUGAGUCUCAAUAGACUGCAGUAUCUUAUAGAUUUGGGACGAGUGGACCCUACACAACCUAUUGACUUAACACAGCUUGUCAAUGGGAGAGGUGUGACCAUCCAGCCACUUAAAAGGGAUUAUGGUGUCCAGCUGGUAGAGGAGGGUGCUGAUAUCUUCAAGGCAAAAGUAAAUAUUGAAGUUCAGAUGGCUUCAGAACUUGCCAUUGCUGCAAUUGAGAAAAACGGCGGUGUUGUCACUACAGCCUUCUAUGACCCGAGGAGUCUGGAAAUCCUCUGCAAGCCUGUUCCAUUCUUUCUGCGUGGACAGCCCAUUCCCAAGCGGAUGCUUCCACCGGAAGCACUGGUGCCUUACUACACAGAUGCCAAGAACCGUGGGUACCUUGCCGAUCCUGCCAAAUUCCCUGAAGCAAGGCUUGAACUCGCCAGGAAGUAUGGCUAUAUUUUACCCGAUAUCACUAAAGAUGAACUCUUUAAGAUGCUCAGUACUCGAAAGGAUCCAAGGCAGAUUUUCUUUGGCCUUGCCCCUGGAUGGGUAGUGAAUAUGGCAGAUAAAAAAAUCCUGAAACCUACGGAUGAGAAUCUCCUCAAGUAUUAUAGCUCAUGAAUUCCCUUCUAGAAUGCAGAGUGUGGAUAGAGUAUUAGAAAAGAGACUAAAGCAUGAGGUUUCUCAUUGUACUUUCCUGAUGUACAAUUUUUGAGAUGUUGAUGUUAUUUUUCAACGCAAUCAUCUCUUUUUGAUUUUCAUGUAAAAUUAAAAUAAAACUCCAGGAAGCAAGGACUGCAUGGAGGAACUGAGUCUUUAUGUUGUGCCUCAAAAAUGCAAAUUCCCUGGGUGCCUUUUGAGGGAAGGUUUUCACCAUUGUAAAAUUUCCUUUUUUUUUUUUGUAAAAUUUUCAUCAUUGUAGCCCACGCCUGGCUUCUGCUGGAACCAGCAGAGUGGGCCUGGGGACUGGUGCACGUGUUUGGGAUCUGGGCAGGUUGGGAGGGUUGGUAGGGCCCCAUGCUAGCAUGAUAUGCUGGUGGACUGGGUCUGGGGACCCCUAUAUGAACUUGGGUCCUAGAUGGGUGGGAAGGGCUCCAGGCCAAUACGCCACCCUGCCAGAAGACCAGACUUGGAAACCCAUAUGCUCCCAGGUACAGGGGCUAUGGAUUGUUCAGGGAAAGAGGUAUGGAGAUGUGUAGGAGAGGGGACUAUUGAGGGAGUAUGUUAUAGGUGAGACGUGACUUCUGGGGUACUCCAACCAAAUAAGCCACUGCACUUGCAGGUGGGUGAGGGGGCUGAGACCGAGCAGUUUUGAGGAGGGAGGCUGGAGGACCUUUCUGGGUUAGAUCAUUGCACCUCCCUUCAUGGGUGUCCUGGGCUGGGCUGUUUAACAUAAACUACUGCUGCCCACUGGUGCACUAGGGGUGGGAGCCUGACUGGCAAGGCUCAACCACAGUUUCUAUCAGGGAGUAUCACAACAGGGGAUGGAUCAUGUUAAGCUGGGCCAUUACACCAGCACACAAGAGAACUGGGUCUGUGGGGGCAAAUUCUGAGGGGAAUAUGUGGCUCACCCCAAUGGGACUGCAAUAUCUGCUGGUUUGCACAAGAACUGGGGGUGGUGACAGGUCAAACUAGGCAUGAGUAUUGAACUCACUGACACUUAGGGGAAUUGGGGUUGGAAACAGACCGGGCUCGUCCAGU
Molecule: messenger RNA, 2025 nt
Organism: Ochotona princeps (American pika)
Lineage: Eukaryota; Metazoa; Chordata; Mammalia; Lagomorpha; Ochotonidae
Gene: MRPL15
Product: mitochondrial ribosomal protein L15
Exons: 5
Coding region: 55-945 (296 amino acids)
Biological process (GO): translation
Cellular component (GO): mitochondrial large ribosomal subunit
Molecular function (GO): structural constituent of ribosome
Source: RefSeq, a predicted model, not a curated record